This is a messenger RNA of Acipenser ruthenus (sterlet), 4341 nucleotides long. RefSeq names its product zinc finger protein 239-like. NCBI's taxonomy places the organism in Eukaryota, Metazoa, Chordata, Actinopteri, Acipenseriformes, Acipenseridae. Gene Ontology annotation, biological process: regulation of transcription by RNA polymerase II. The transcript has a single exon. The record is from RefSeq and is a predicted model, not a curated record. Gene Ontology annotation, molecular function: DNA-binding transcription factor activity; RNA polymerase II cis-regulatory region sequence-specific DNA binding. The coding region runs from base 236 to 1183 and encodes 315 amino acids.
UGAUCACAUUCCAGAGGUUUUCAAUGGGGUUCAGGUCUGGAGAUUGGGCUGGCCAGGUCAACCUUGUACUUGGCUUGAUUCAUGCCAAAGCUGCCCGAUUCCAGCCUGUCCUGAACUGGAGCCUGUCCACAUUAAACAAGAAGAGACUGAACUGGAGCCUGUCCACAUUAAAGAAGAAGAGACUGAACUGGAGCCUGUCCACAUUAAAGAAGAGACUGAACUGGAGCCUGUCCACAUGAAAGAAGAGACUGAACUGGAGCCUGUCCACAUUAAAGAAGAAGAGACUGAACUGGAGCCUGUCCACAUUAAAGAAGAAGAGACUGAACUGGAGCCUGUCCACAUGAAAGAAGAAGAGACUGAACUGGAGCCUGUCCACAUGAAAGAAGAGACUGAACUGAAGCUUGUCCACAUUAAAGAAGAGACUGAACUGCAAUCUGUCCACAUUGAAGAAGAGUCUGUUGACUUGUUUAAGGAUUCAGAAAACAUAUACCAGCCAAGGAUAUCACAUCAGUAUACUGAAUGUAGGAAGAGCUUCAUUCGGUUAGGAAGCCUAAAAGCACCCCAGCAAAUUCACACUGGAGAGAAGCCGUAUCACUGUGUUGAAUGUGGGGAGAGCUUCACUCAGUUAGGAAGCCUAAAAACACACCAGCGAAUUCACACUGGAGAGAAGCCUUAUCACUGUGCUGAAUGUGGGGAGAGUUUUAGUCGGUCAGGAACCCUACAAAGACACCAGCGAAUUCACACUGGAGAGAAGCCGUAUCACUGUUCUGAAUGUGGGGAGAGCUUCAGUCAGUUAGGAAGUCUAAAAGUACACCAGCGAAUUCACACUGGAGAGAAGCCGAAUCACUGUCAUGAAUGUAUGGAGAGCUUCAGUCAGUUAGGAAACCUAAAAAGACACCAACGAAUUCACACUGGAGAGAAACCGUAUCACUGUUUUGAAUGUGGGAAAAGCUUCACUGACAAAGGAACACUAAACAAACACCAGCGAAUUCACACUGGAGAGAAGCCGUAUCACUGUGCUGAAUGCGGAGAGAGCUUCGGUCGCUUAGGCAGCCUAAAGAAACACCAGAGAAUUCACGCCGGAGCCAGCCUCCCCCCCUCCCAGUCCCUCACCUCUCCACCCUGCUUGUUUGUGUGUGUGGAGAGCUGUCUGAUUCCUUGUGUCUCUCUCACCCUACAGUAAAUGAAGGGAGUCCCCAGGAGUGAGAGCCAGCCUGAAUCCAGAGACACUGAGAAGGGGAGCAUGUCAAGCUGAAGGAGACAGACCCAUUCUUUCAGAAUGAACUGGAGAGCCCUGGGAUUCAGCUCCACUCCUGCCCCUGAAUUGGAAAUGAAACUCACUCAUCAUGCUGUGAGGAUUUAGGACAGAGUUACAAUUAUUUGUUUCAGGGAUGGAAAUAAGACUUCAAUUGCAUAGCAGUUUGAUCAGUUUGUUACCUGUACACUGUGGCUAAUCAAGCUGGCAGUGAAACCUGGAAUGGGCAAAACUGCUAUGCAAUAGGAGUCCUAUUUCCAUCCCUGCUUUGUUUUAUUUCAAGUGGUGCAAACUUUACACUGGAACAAAAGCUGUUUUGGUUUUGAAUGGAUUUGAAUGAAUGAAUUAAUCUGCUCUGCUUAGUGUUUAAAUACUGAGAAACUCCAAGCUUGUUGUAUACUGGAGUCCUGUUUCAGUGCAAUGGGAUUGAAAUACAAUUCCUAUCGUUUUAAUGGGUAGAUUGCUGUGUGUGCAAUUAUUAUGACAGACCCACAAUAUUAGAACUGUAUAAAUAUACUGUAAAACAUGAAAGGUUUGCAAACAAAUUUUGCAUGCAUUACUAAUCUGCAAAAACAUACAUGCUGCAACAUUACCAUUAUUACUACAUUCAUAGUUUGUAAAGUUUGUGAAUAAUUGAUCUAAACAAUCUGCAGAAUGAAGUUGCCUCAGACUGGUUGACAGUAACAGAGCUGGUGCUUUUGUGGAAUCACCAUUAGCUGUUUAUUCCUUUUGGGCAAAAUAUGGCUUGUUUGCUUGUAUUUUGUAUCAGUAUUAUAUCAUUAGAGUGACAAUGCAGUACAUCCUAAGGCAGGCUUAGUUAUUUAGAAAGGAUUUCAUUGACAUUGAGUUUGAGUUCCUGUAUGUUUUCCAGUAUCUGUGUGUAUAAAGGGCACAUUAUUAUGUUUCCAUUACCUCUGUAUGUAAAAGGUUUGCAAUUGUUUAAACUGUCAGUGAUUCCUGAGAUACAGAUCUGCAGUGGAAAUGAGAAAUGGAAUUCCCUCUGUGUCCUGGAAUUCCUUUGCUAGUGUCUCAUGAUGUAAGCCCUGGAGUGUGGGCUCAGUCUUCAUGAAAUGAGAAAUGGAAUUCCUUUGCUAGUGUAUCAUGAUGUAAGCCCUGGAGUGUGGGCUCAGUCUUCAUGAAAUGAGAAAUGGAAUUCCUUUGCUAGUGUAUCAUGAUGUAAGCCCUGGAGUGUGGGCUCAGUCUUCAUGAAAUGAGAAAUGGAAUUCCUUUGCUAGUGUAUCAUGAUGUAAGCCCUGGAGUGUGGGCUCAGUCUUCAUGAAAUGAGAAAUGGAAUUCCUUUGCUAGUGUCUCAUGAUGUAAGCCCUGGAGUGUGGGCUCAGUCUUCAUGAAAUGAGAAAUGGAAUUCCUUUGCUAGUGUAUCAUGAUGUAAGCUCUGGAGUGUGGGCUCAGUCUUCAUGAAAUGAGAAAUGGAAUUCCUUUGCUAGUGUAUCAUGAUGUAAGCUCUGGAGUGUGGGCUCAGUCUUCAUGAAAUGAGAAAUGGAAUUCCUUUGCUAGUGUAUCAUGAUGUAAGCCCUGGAGUGUGGGCUCAGUCUUCAUGAAAUGAGAAAUGGAAUUCCUUUGCUAGUGUCUCAUGAUGUAAGCCCUGGAGUGUGGGCUCAGUCUUCAUGAAAUGAGAAAUGGAAUUCCUUUGCUAGUGUAUCAUGAUGUAAGCUCUGGAGUGUGGGCUCAGUCUUCAUGAAAUGAGAAAUGGAAUUCCUUUGCUAGUGUAUCAUGAUGUAAGCUCUGGAGUGUGGGCUCAGUCUUCAUGAAAUGAGAAAUGGAAUUCCUUUGCUAGUGUAUCAUGAUGUAAGCCCUGGAGUGUGGGCUCAGUCUUCAUGAAAUGAGAAAUGGAAUUCCUUUGCUAGUGUCUCAUGAUGUAAGCGCUGGAGUGUGGGCUCAGUCUUCAUGAAAUGAGAAAUGGAAUUCCUUUGCUAGUGUCUCAUGAUGUAAGCCCUGGAGUGUGGGCUCAGUCUUCUCUGUUGCCUGCUUGUUCUCAGUGUGUGAGUUCAGCUGCAUUUCCAGUGUCCUGAGCUGGGCUUUGAACCCACUGGAGAUGCAGCUGAGAACAAACCAGACCCACGACUCAGGGAUUUUGUUUUAGGUCAAAUAACAAGAUAAGAAACCUUAUACGCAGAACUCUGUUUUAUUGAUGUUUUUUUCUAUGAAUGUAUUACUUCGAAUCUCUUUGCAUUGUGUUGCAAUUUUGACACUGUCACAUUUCAUAUUAAAAAUCACAGCUAAGUCUGUUAGAAAUAGACUACAGAUGUGACCAGAGGUUUUGCCUCACUCUAUAGAAUGAACUAAUUUUGCUUCAUAAAGUCGAAUGAAACCUGCUGAAUAAAGUUACGUUAACAUAUUGAAUCACACACUGCUUUGUAGUUAUCCAUAUACUUAAUGAAAAACUGACAAAUGAAAAACGUGACAUUUUGGAAUCUAACAUGAAAUGCAGUGCUAGUAUUUUGGCUUCUACUAGAGUUUUGUUAUAUAGUUUUGUAGUUUCUUUGAUUACAUGAUGUUAAAUAAAAUAUCUAAACUAUGGCCAUAUGUUUUGUUUUAAUGCAUUUGGGUGUGAGUUGAGAAUCCUAAACUUUUACGUUUCAACUACGGCUAUGAACAAAAGUUUUGCAUCACCCGAUAAGAUGAAAUAAUUUUGCUUCAUAGUUGAAUGAAAGCUGCUGAAUAAUGUUACAUUAACAUAUUAAAUGACACACUGCUUUGUGUCUGUAUGCUUAAAAAAGCUGAGAAAUUGAAAUCUAACUUGGAAUACUGUACAAUGAUGGCUUCCAGGAGACUUGCGAUCUCAUUGUGUAGUUUAAUUGAUACUUCAUGAUAAAUAAAGUAUCUAAAUUAUGUUUUCUUUUAAUUGUCUCAAUCCUAAAAUUCUAGGUGAUGCUAAACCUUUGUCCGAGCUGUACAUAUAAAUCAGCACUGCCAUUAAAGUAGAAUGUUUAAAUCUUUAUAUAUUGUGUGUCGAUUGCAUCCUGUAAGACAGUGUGAAGUGUAGAUGAUGCUAUUAAAAGAGAACACCUUUACACAUUUCACUAUUCAGAAGCCACUAAUAAACUUUGCAUUGAUUUCACACUGAA